This is a messenger RNA of Agrilus planipennis (emerald ash borer), 537 nucleotides long. RefSeq lists its product as uncharacterized. The annotation marks the transcript as partial. The record is from RefSeq and is a predicted model, not a curated record. The transcript is spliced from 3 exons. Lineage: Eukaryota; Metazoa; Arthropoda; Insecta; Coleoptera; Buprestidae.
GCAAGUUCAGAACCUCUCCUGUUGGACUCUCAAAGUGUAUCAAAAUCAUUACUCAAAACAAAACCACUGCCAAGAACUGAAAAUAAUGCGCUUGGAACAAUUUUUGAAAAUGACUCAGAUUCCAUCGCUGGUCCAUCUAGUCGGCAGCAAAUGACCUCUAUUAAUGAAGCUAUUGAUGAUUUAAAAGUAUUUUUCAAAAGAGAAAUAAAUAACGCAAAGCGAAGUAUUUUAUAUGAUUUGGAACAGAAGAUUAAUACGAUAAAAAUUGAAUUAUCAAAACGUCCAGGUGAAAUUGCACCAUCAGAACCCUGGAGAAUUAUAGGUGAACUCUUGCCAGCUAUGGAAAUUAAUAAAUUCCUAGAAUUAAAUGAAAUUUUAAGUACAGACAGCGAAAAACAAGAUGCACUGAAACAAAUUUUUCAAUUAGAAACCAUUGGUUCCACGAAUUAUGCUGCAGAUAUCAAUAAAAUUCUAAAAAAAUUAAUUGGAAAAGAGGUUCAAUUACUGUAUAGCGGAUGCGGUAGAAUGGCAAAUGGG